GGUGCGGAUUUCCCCAGGGUGAUGGCCAUAAAAAUAUUUGUCUUUCUUCCAACGACACGUUCAGACAUACAGUUCUGAAGAAGAGAGAUUGCAGGCAGACUUUUUGCUUCAUCCCGUUACAUUUUCCGUUGCGUUGUCCAAGCAUGUCUCGUGGUGAGUUUGGAGGUCCAUCGUAUGGCACCCUCUCUGACAGCAAUGCUGCCGUAGGUUAUGGCAGGCCUUCGUCAUCAAGAUACCAAGGUGAUACUGGGGAAAGAUUUCAAAAUCUCAGUGACUCAGUUAGCAGUAACAUCUUCCAGAUUAACAACAACACCUCAGCAUUGGAGCGCACACUUAAGCAGUUAAUUGGAGGCAAGGAUAGCCAAGAGGAAAAACUACAUAGAAUACAACAAGCUACAAAUGAACUUGCCAGUAAGACAACUUUGCUCUUAAAGGAGAUGAGUUCUCUUUGCGGUGGAAGCAGCCCAACUGCAAGACAGCAGCGUGUUCAGCAUGAAAGACUAAAGGGUGAAUUUAGAGAGUCUAUUUCACGGUACUACUCUGUACAAAAUAAAGUGGUUGAAAAGGAAAAGUUAUUAGUCGGUUCAACAAGUACAAGAACUUCACAGAGGCAAGACAGAUUCGGAGAUGACGGAUUUGGAAAUGAAAAAAGUAGCUUAAUGGAGGACGACCAAAGGAGGCAAGAGCAAGAGCAGCUGGAUGUACAGAUUGAUAUCGAUGAAUCACUGAUAAGGGACAGAGAAGAACGGAUCCGACAGAUAGAGGGAGAUAUUUUAGAUAUCAAUGAGAUAUUCAAAGACCUUGCAACUAUGGUUUACGAACAAGGCGAUAUGGUCGAUUCAAUUGAGGCUAAUGUUGAACGUGCACACACCCACGUGGAAGGAGCGAACAUACAGCUUAGCAAAGCUAGUCUUUACCAGAAAAAAGCCCGAACCAAGAUGUGCAUUUUGCUUGUCGUUCUUUUGGUUGUUGGUGGAAUUAUAGCCUUAAUUGUUGUUUUAACAAAAAAUUGAAAUAGUUCUACGGGCUAAUUUAUAUACUAAAUCAGUCAUAGCAGUCGAUGAGGAAUCCAGAAUUACCUCAGUUGUAUUUGAAUGUAGGUAUCACUUUUUGAUAAACUUGCACACCAUCUUCCGUUUGAAUGGUGUGUUAUGUUAGAGUCACUCUUCAGCAGAUGGUCGAAAAUGUGGUCUCACAAAAUGACUACUUAAACAGUUAGAGAAAACGAAAAAAAUAAACUACACCCGACUCAAUGGCCAUUUUCUAUUGAACCAUUUCAUUUAAGUCUUUAUUUGUUGAGCAAUCAGAUUUUAAUAUCAACACACCACUCAAAUGAAUGAUUAUCCGCUAGUGUUUAUAACUAAAGUAAGAAAACGUUCUUUCUUUGUCACGAAAAUAGUGGCAAAACUUCUUUAAUUCUAAGAACUGUUCGUCAAACAGUUUGCUGAACAAGUAAAUUUAAACAAUUUACGUUGAGACAUUCUUUGUCACACAAAGUGGGGUGAAAAAUGCAAGCGAAGACUGAAACACAAGACUGCCUCUUUUCCAGAAAACGGCACCUUCACUUUAAUUGUAGUAGAUAAGGUAAUGAAUUGCUAGCCGAGUCAUAAAACAUUCGCGGUGAUUUAGAGGUUUUCGGUUGUAUAGUUAAAGACUCGUUAGCUUGUUCGCUUCUUCGAGUGUUACCGAGAACAAUGACGUUAGUACAGUUUUACCGUCAAAGAAAAAUUUAUGUUAUUCAUAUUCAGUUCUUGCUUUUGAAUUCAUAGAAAACAAAUUGUGUUGCGUUCACUGAGGAUAAAACCAAAGAAAUGUAAUGUCACUGAAAGCCGUCAGGCGUCUAUUUUGUCUUUCCUGGGUUCUCGUGCUUUGAGUUCUCAAGCUGUAAAAGCCGUUUUCAUCAGGUUUUACCGGUAGAGCCGGUAAAGCCGGUAUGGUUGGUAUAGCCAGUUCCAGGCGUUCGGUUAGUUGUGGGACAACGCGAAAAACGGCGACAGAAAGAAGCAGUGCACGGAAAAGCUCCGUCCCAAUCCCCGCCACUGUUUUUUCUUUCGCCGUGCUUCGUGCUGCUCUCGAACGAGCGAAAGGCCUGGAAACUGCCAGAUCACGUUAUGUUACUGAUCAGGCCUGGUUUCUGAUCAAAGCCCGCUUUUGUGUUCUGGUAAUGUAGUAAAGGUUCAAGUAUUAAGUGUUAUUUUUGAUGAAUGGUAUGAAAGAAUUUUGAUAAAAUAAAGACGAACGUAAACCUAAAAA
This is a messenger RNA of Orbicella faveolata, 2253 nucleotides long. Its product is annotated as syntaxin-7-like. Lineage: Eukaryota; Metazoa; Cnidaria; Anthozoa; Scleractinia; Merulinidae. The record is from RefSeq and is a predicted model, not a curated record. Gene Ontology annotation, cellular component: SNARE complex; endomembrane system; membrane. Gene Ontology annotation, biological process: vesicle fusion; vesicle-mediated transport; intracellular protein transport. Gene Ontology annotation, molecular function: SNARE binding; SNAP receptor activity.